CACAACCUUGAGACAUAGGUCUGAGGUUAGUGUUAUCAAUAUCAGUUCACAAUAACAAAAUACUGGCAAAUUCGCAAGAACUUUUCUCCAGUUAUUCUGUUACGGUUACUUUAACAGCACACUUACCAACGGCCAACUGUCUUUCACCCGGCUCUAGAUUUUCAAUACCUAAUCAUCCAAUAUGGAUGAAUCUGUUUACUUUCGACGCUUAGUAUUGAUUACUUUACUUUGUGUGUUCCCGUCAAUUUAUUGUAAGGAUGUGUGUGCAAAGAAAACUCCAUGCAGAUGUGAGUUUCCUAACGGCACGUAUAUUGACUUCACUCCAUCUGCUAAGAAUAUUGCCUUUAAAUCUUUGACAUCUUAUGAGCCACUGUCACGAGGUGAAGCAAGGCUUACCACUUUUUACUAUCAUCCUUGUCAUGAUAUAAUGAUGGAUACAAAGAAUUCUCCUACUUGGAACCCUUGUGACAAACCUUCGGCGUUGUGUUGGCAAUACAGCUCUUGGAACAAUACCCUUCCAGAUACUCUGACAAAACUUCAGGAAGGUUACGAAUAUAUUGGGAGCUCAAAUUAUUCAGAGUUUGCCGAGGACGGAAGUUACAUUAAAUACCUUAAUCCACCAUCGCAAACAUUAGUGUUUUUGGUUUGCGCUGAAAGUGACGACCGGUUAGAAAUUAAGGAUUUAUCGGACCCGAGCACAAUUAAAUUAAUAUUCUACUCAAGGAAUGCAUGUUUACAACCGGAUCACAGUAAAUUAGAUAUUUCCACCUGGAACAUUCCUUUAAUACAGAUUGCCUGUAAGACGCUACUCAGCAUGACUAACGCAGAGAAUUCGACGAGAACCACUACCGUGUAGGAAUAUUAAAGUUACCUGCGUAAUGCGUUAUCUAGGGAGAUCGUCGUUUUACAAGAAGCUGUCAUAAAUAAAACAAUACUACUCUA
Messenger RNA from Cydia splendana, 942 nucleotides. RefSeq lists its product as uncharacterized. NCBI's taxonomy places the organism in Eukaryota, Metazoa, Arthropoda, Insecta, Lepidoptera, Tortricidae. The transcript has 5 exons. The record is from RefSeq and is a predicted model, not a curated record. The coding region runs from base 182 to 856 and encodes 224 amino acids.